Messenger RNA from Arachis ipaensis, 879 nucleotides. RefSeq lists its product as uncharacterized. The record is from RefSeq and is a predicted model, not a curated record. NCBI's taxonomy places the organism in Eukaryota, Viridiplantae, Streptophyta, Magnoliopsida, Fabales, Fabaceae.
AUGAACGCAGAUGUAGCGGAGGUCACAAAUGUAUUGGCAAACCAACAACCGUUUCAAGAGCCUUCUUUCACGCGGUCGUUGGAUUUGGAGGCUAUGCAUGCACCGGAGUUUCCUCAAUACAUGAAUACAGCAAAGCUUCCUAUUGUGGUGGAUAGUGAAUUCACGGUUGGAAUGAAAUUCAGUUCGAGAGAGGCAAUAAUCAAGGUGAUGAAGGAUUAUACCAUCCGUAGAGGUGUAGACUAUAGGGUGUAUGAGUUGGAACCGACGACAUUCUAUGCUAAAUAUUCCAAGACAGUUGCAGAAACAAUUAAGCCGUUGGUAGAGGUUGACCCAUCUAUAAAGGUGAAAUCAGUCAUUGCAGAAGUACAGUCGAAGUUUAACUACACCAUCAGUUAUCGCAAAGUAUGGUUGGCAAAGCAGAAGGCGGUGGAGUCAAUCUUCGAAGGUUGGGAAGCAUCGUACGAAGCCUUGCCCAUAUGGUUUGAGGCCAUGUGUUACAAGGAGCCGUCAGCGGUGGUUCACUUUGAAAUAAUGCCUGCAUACCAGGGGGAUGAUUUAGUUCCUGAUAUCUGUGUACUGCAUCGAGUCUUCUGGAAUUAUUACCCUUUGGAGGGAAAGACUUCUGAGGCGUGGUACUUUUUUCUAAGUAACUUGCGCCAACAUGUGGUGACACGCGAUGGUGUAGGACUUAUCUCUGAUCGACACGAUUCCAUCAGGUUAGCUAUUGCUCGUAGUAAUGGGGCUUGGUCUCCUCCUAGAGCUUUCCAUAUGUUUUGUAUAAGGCAUAUUGAGUCGAAUUUCUUGAGGAAGUUCAAGACACCUUACCUGCAAAAGCUUAUCGUCAACAUCGGAUAUUCGAGGACGAUUCGAGAGUACUAG